Molecule: messenger RNA, 1257 nt
Organism: Dujonia railenensis
Lineage: Eukaryota; Fungi; Ascomycota; Pichiomycetes; Serinales; Debaryomycetaceae
Source: the annotation of a GenBank genome assembly
AUGAUAACUACUUCCAGUCAACCUAAAUAUUUACCCAUCACCCCAUAUAUGUCUGAACAAAGUCGUGAAAAUAGUAACAUAAAUUUUGGUGAUAGUAGUAAUACCCAAGGACAAAUGGAUUCUCCGGGUAUUCCAUGGGUUAGAACGACUAUGGACUAUGGUAACCCUGGCCCACAGGACAACCGAUAUCCUGUAAUGGAAGAUAACUUUCGUGAUGUCUAUCAUGCUGCAGUGGCAGUACCGUCGAGACAAUACGAAGAGUACAUGCAGCCUCUAGAUCAGGGCCAACAUCAACAUCAACUACAGCUACAGCAGCAGCAGCAGCAGCAGCAGCAGCAGCAACUUUUGAUGCAGCAAGAACAAUUAUAUUUACAGCAGCAGCAUCAGCUGCAACAGAAACCGCAGGUACUACAUCAACAACUGCAGCAGCAUUUACUAGCACCCCAAAACCCUCAACAACAGCAUUCGCAACAGCAUCAGCAAAUGCUCUACCAACAACAGAUGGUGGUGCAACAGCAGCAACAGCAGCAACAGCAGCAGCAACAAUCCCACCAGCAACUGCACCAACAACAUUAUUACCAUCUUACAUCCCCGUACCAACUUGGUGGUCAAAUAACUCCAGGUAACCAAAUGCAGGGAGUCCCACUUCCCGGCCAUCCACAUGAGAGUAUACUUGUCCCUCAGGCAGAUCAAAUACACCCAGAAAUGUCAGGUAUGAAAGUACCCAGUCACAAAAUGCAGAGUCCAUACACAAACCUAAUUCAUUUGUCUCAGCCUCAAUCACCCUUCCAAUAUCACAACCAUCCUUCUAAUUUACCACAUUUGCAGCCAAUUAUGCAACCUUCGUCAGAGCCGGUACCUUUACAACAUAAUGAACAUUCACCAAACUUACAAGACAGGAACUACCAAUAUGAUGAUGAUCUGGAUCAUCAAUCAAACCAAACACGUAGAACACUUCUUAGAUGUCCUGUGCGAGACUGUCCAUGGAGUCAAAGAAAAAUUAGAAGAGCAGAGUUACGUAAACACUGCUUCGAGACCCAUUUAAAUAAAGGGAAGAUUGCAAGAGGAAUAGAUCCCGAAACGGCGGAUUUAAUUUCGCUGUUGUCCUACAAAUGUAACGUACCUAAUUGUGGCAAGCAUUACAGCAGAAGCGACUCGCUCAAAAGACAUAUCAAAUUAAUUCACAAUAGAUCUACCAGUAGAUUUAACAAAAAGCUUAGAGACCGGGUUUUAAGCGAGGAUUCAAAGUCUGUGUAG